CUCUAUUUAUCCAUCCAAACACUUUCUUUCCGGGAGAGUCCAGGAAAAUAAUAACCUACUUAACCCCUCUCAUCAUAAUCACCAACUUAUACACACACAAAACUCUUUUUAGCUGAAGCCCUUUUGUCCACUAGAAAUGAACAACAAUUCUACCCAACAAAGCAAUGGCCAUGGCCACCAAAUUUCCAAGCCCAAAAAAAAAGGCAAAACCAAGAAGCAGGGGAUCAAAGUGGUUUACAUCUCCAACCCAAUGAAGGUGAGGACGAGUGCCUCAGAAUUCAGGGCUCUGGUUCAAGAGCUCACUGGCCAAGACUCUGAGCUCCCGGACCCAGCUAGGUUUUUGGAGCACUCAUCUGCAGAAGACAACAAUUCGACGGCCCAGAUUGGUGGACAUCAUCAUCAUCGCCAUCAUCAUCUUCUUCGUCAUCAUGAUGCAUUGGAUCUAGUGGUGGCUGAUGCUGCUUCUCCUCCUGCCCAAGAGCAGCCUGCUGAGAGUUCAAGCUCAAAUGUGAACACCCAAUAUCCUGAUGAUGAGCUUUAUGAUGAUCUUUUUGUGCCUGAAAUGAUGGAUAGCUUUGGGGGGUUUUUGCCCUCCAGUGUCUUGUAUGGAUCCUCUUAACUGCUCCUUUUGCUUAAUGUUGAUGUGUGUGCUUCAAAAUUAAGCCACCCAUAUGCAAUGUAAUUUGGUAAGUUUUUCUUUUUCUUUUUCUUUUUCUUUUUCUUUUAAUGGAUUUACUAAGCUUAUUUAUAACUCUUGUGCUGUUUGUUGAAUCUUAAUUCUGCUAAUUAAUUAUUUAAUUGUCUCUCA
Prunus mume (Japanese apricot) is the source of this 808-nucleotide messenger RNA. NCBI's taxonomy places the organism in Eukaryota, Viridiplantae, Streptophyta, Magnoliopsida, Rosales, Rosaceae. The record is from RefSeq and is a predicted model, not a curated record.